AUUUUUAGAAAGGUGCAAAUGCCACUGGUUGUUGUGUGUGGGAAACCAUCUUCUGGAAAAAGUGCAAUUACUGAUUGCUUCUGUAGAUUCAUUAUGACAAGAAAGUCUCAGGAAAUUGAAGUGGUAUCCGAUAAUAGAAAUGCCUCAUUUACAAGAUCGAUAUACAGAGAUUCUCACAAGGAACGAGAGCAUCGUGCGAUACUAAAAUCAGAGGUGCAACGCUUACUUUCAGAAAAUUGUUUGGUUAUUUGCGAUUCGUUAAAUUACAUCAAAGGUUUCAGAUAUGAAUUGUUUUGUAUAGCAAAAUUGAUGCAAACAACAUACUGUGUUUUGUACUGCGAUGCCAAUGAGGAUAUUUGCCUGCAGCUUAAUCUAGAGAAAAAAAAGGCCGACAGAUACGAAGCAGAUGAUAUAAUGGAAUUGGCGAUGCGUUUUGAAGAGCCCACUGCUACAAAUCGGUGGGAUUGUCCACUUUUUAAGGUUAAAAUUGAGAUUGGUAAUUCAGCUCGUCGAAGAUAUGACUCGAAUUUCGAACAAUGCCUUUGUUUUUUUGGAAUAAAUGAAAAGAAGUUACCUCUGGAGAAUAUGUAUCUUUGGUUAUUCGAGGGUAGAAACUUAUCUGCUAAUGAAAGCACUGAAACUGCGUCACUUAUGCCGGCAGAUUUUCUGCAUACUCUUGAUCAAAUAACUAAGGAAGUUGUAACUAGUAUUAUGCAGCAACAACGGACGGCCUUGCCAGGCGACACCUUUAUUGUACCAAACUGUACUUUGGACGAUGACAAGGUGCGAUUCACAAGACAGCGAUCUUUUGCUGAACUCUCAGGACUGCGACGACAAUUCACCAGUUACAUGAAGGUGCAUCCUUUGAAUGACACGUCUAAAUUUGCUUCGUUAUUUAUUAAUUAUCUCAAUGCAAAUCCUUAAUUUUUAUUGUCUCGGUAGAAAAUCAUUGCUCCUAACAAAAAACACUUCGCUAUAUAUACAUGAAGAUAAAGGUAUCGCGUUUAUAUGCAAACAAUACCGUUUGUAUGUAAGCAAUAUGUAUAGUUGUCCUGGGAAAAACUAUAUGACGUCAUUCUACUUUCCAGACUUUCUGGAUUCUGCCCUGCGGUAACACCAGAAUCU
Loa loa (African eye worm) is the source of this 1125-nucleotide messenger RNA. Its product is annotated as KTI12 protein. NCBI's taxonomy places the organism in Eukaryota, Metazoa, Nematoda, Chromadorea, Rhabditida, Onchocercidae. The record is from RefSeq and is a predicted model, not a curated record. The transcript is spliced from 6 exons. Bases 19 to 924 code for a protein of 301 amino acids.